ACGGUACCUCUCAAAAGUCAAACGAAUAAACACGUGCAUAGAGCCAGGCCCAAAACCUGCUGACAGAAAGGCUCGGGGAAGAAAAGGCAGUGAUUAGUGUCCGGCAAAAUCGCGUGAAAAUUUACAAUUUUCACACAAUGGAUUACUUUAAAAGUGUCCCACAUCUGAAAUCAAAGCUGUGGCUACUGCUGCUGGUUGCAAUUUUGCACUCUACCUGCGGAUUGUACGAGGAUCAGAUCGGAAAAUUUGACUGGCGACAACACUAUGUGGGGAAGGUAAAGUUCGGCGGAUUUGAUUUCAGCUCGCUAGAUCGUAUCAUUGUAGCGACGGAGAGUAACGCACUGGCGGCGAUCAGUGCCAAGAGUGGAGAAAUUUUAUGGCGUCAAGUGCUGGAGAAGAGUCCCCGAGGGGACAUCAAACUACUGUACGUUCCGAACCAGGGAAACGGAGUUCAAUUCAGUGGAGGCCGUAGUAAUCGUGCGUUCGAUGUUAUUACCGUAACGGGAGCUAGCCCUGCGCUGAUUCGUGGCUGGAAUCCAAACACCGGCAGCCUGGAAUGGGAAUGGUCACUGUUGCCCGCCUCGCCGGAAAGGGCCGAAAAUGCGCUCUGGUUCGUCAGAGACGGCAAUUUGUAUCACGUUGUUCCGGUGUGGGGAUCCCAUAUCGAACUGACGGAAUAUUUUGUAGCGUCCGGACAACAGACCAAGCCCAGCACAUCGAGAAUUUCUGCAGCCUGGAUCAAAGACGAAAAGUGCACAUUAGCUGAAAGCUUCUUUGUCUGUGCUAUCGAUCAGCAGAUUUUAGCUGUUGAUUUGUUAGCAGAAAAUCCCCAGAUUAUAGCCAAACCGCUGGAAACGGUGGCCUCAGGAUCUCCCAAUGCAGUGGUUGGGGAAGCUGCUGUAGUCCAAGACGGUCGGAUGUAUUCACUAACUUCAGACUACAAAAUAGCCAUAGGAGCGGAAGGAUCCGUUCUAGUUGAUGAAAAUAUUCUGGAAGGCGAAAAAAUUCUUUUAUACACCAGCGUGGACAGAGAACGGAAUAGUCUUAAAUUGACUGCUAACAAGCUGUCCGAUCUCAGUAAUUUCGGGGCGAUUGAGUUCCAGGCGGAUUACGCGGAAACUUUCGGUACACCGUGUUUACUUGCGGUGCGGUGCAAGGUUACGACUGGAAGCCAAGGAACUUUUGCUUGCCGGGUGUUGAUUUCCAGCCAAGAUGGCGCUUUGACCCUGAUCCAGCAAGGCAAAAUCAAAUGGACCCGAGAAGAAGCACUGGCCGAUGUGGAGACGGCGGACUUUUUGGAUCUGACGCUGUCCGAUGCCGAAGGAGCCAUCGAGGAGGAACUGAACAACAAGAACGAGGAUAGUGAUUUGGAAUGGGACGUUUUCGGAGCUCUGCAACGCCGCAUAACCAGCCAAAUAAGCCACGUGAAGAAUCUGGUACUGCACGUGCUCGGUCUUGGGCCGGCACCCUCCAAAGCCCAGAAGGCUGGUUUGGUUCGUGACGAUUUUGGUCUACAUAAGAUGCUCGUCGUCGUAACCAGCAGUGGAAAAGUUUUUGGCAUUGAUAACAACAGUGGCAAGCAACACUGGAUUCGGUACCUGCCGGAAAUGAUUGGUUUCGCAAAUGGUCAGAGUAUAAAGCUGUUGGUGCAAAGAACGUCUCGCUUUUAUCCCCUGAGUGCUCAAUGCUUGAUUCUCGGAAGACAUCGCGAUACCAAAAACGGUCUGAUAUAUCAGUUCAAUCCGAUAACGGGGCAGCCUGUUAAUGGCGGAGUCGUUCAGUUGCCAUAUAAAAUUCUGCAGGCUUCAUUGCUGCAUGAAACCGGACCGGAUUUUCUAAGAGGCGUCCUACUCCUAGACGAGAACAACGAAGCGCACGUUCUACCAGAAAGUUUGGCCAAGUAUGCUAACAACUUCUAUAUGUUCAGCGCUGAUCGCGAAACAGCUACCGUAAAAGGUUACCUGGUUGAGUAUCGAAAUGGAAAACUGAGCACCGUUCCGACGUGGACCGUAAAUCUGAGUGGCGCUGGAAAGACCCAGCAGAUUGUUGCUAUCGAAGGAAAGAACCCAAUCGAACAUGUCCACUCGCAGGGUCGCGUCUUGGCCGAUCGAUCGGUUCUCUACAAGUACAUUAAUCCCAACUUGGUAGCCGUGGCCACUCACGGACCGGAUAACAUUCAUAAGUACAUUCUGAACGUGUAUCUGCUUGACGUCGUUUCCGGCUCGAUCGUAUUCUCAAUGUCUCACAAGAGAAUCCGGCCGCCGUUGCAAAUGGUACACUCGGAAAAUUGGCUAGUAUAUUCGUAUUACAAUGACAAAGUGCGACGAACGGAAGUCACAUCGGUCGAGCUUUACGAGGGUAAAACACAAACCAACAGCACCGUAUGGAGUUCGCUAGAUGCUCCUCCGAUGCCAUUAGUUGAACGUCAAUCGUACGUUUUACCCGUGGCGGUGGCCACCAUGCAGGAAACCAUCACCGAAAAGGGAAUAACCAACAAACACAUUUUGUUCGGCCUUACCACCGGAGCCGUGGUAGAAAUGUCCUGGGCAUUGUUGGACCCUCGGCGCCCGGUCACCUCGCCGGAGAAAGCGCGCGAAGAAGGUAUCAUUCCGUACAUGCCCGAACUGCCCAUGCCGCACGAGAUCAUCAUCAACUACAACCAGACAAUCGCGAACAUCAAGGGCAUCCACACGGCACCGUCCGGAUUGGAAAGUACCUGUCUGGUGUUCGUUCACGGAUUGGACAUUUUUGUUACCCGUGUGGCACCGUCGAAAACGUUCGAUUUGCUCAAGGAAGAUUUCGAUUACUUCCUGAUCACGGUUGUUCUGAUCCUGUUGACCAGUACGUCUUACGUGGUGAAAAUCUUCGCCUCCAAAAAGGUUAUUAAGCAGGCGUGGAAGUAGAUCCGUCUGUGCAAGUGACGAAUUCUUGCAUUUCUAAAACGUUCUUACUAUUGAACCCAUUAUUGUCGAUAAACAGCAUUUCCACUGUUUGCGUUGUACGGCAUUAUUUAUUUUAUGUUGGUUGUUGAGAGCACUCGCGAUUGCAUGCGUGGAAAAGAAUUAGUUUAAGAAAUUCAAGAAAGAUGUGUAGAAUAAUUUCUCGUCCCACCUUCACCUCGUAAUACGGAACUGUUUAUUUUUUUUUUUCGUUUGUGAUUUUAUUCAUCACUAUUGUUGUCUCAGUUCCGUUUGUAUAAAAUAUUGUUUUACAACACAACAUCAGAAGUAUCAAGUGUAGAAGUAGGAGUAUGAUUCGGGAGAGCACGGCGGCUGUAAACGUAGUAAAUUUUGAAUUUAACCAAAAAUAUACAUUCGGGUAAAAUAUGAA
Molecule: messenger RNA, 3330 nt
Organism: Aedes albopictus (Asian tiger mosquito)
Lineage: Eukaryota; Metazoa; Arthropoda; Insecta; Diptera; Culicidae
Gene: EMC1
Product: ER membrane protein complex subunit 1
Exons: 7
Coding region: 138-2903 (921 amino acids)
Biological process (GO): protein folding in endoplasmic reticulum
Cellular component (GO): EMC complex
Molecular function (GO): protein binding
Source: RefSeq, a predicted model, not a curated record